Syngnathus typhle (broad-nosed pipefish) is the source of this 2259-nucleotide messenger RNA. RefSeq names its product fasciculation and elongation protein zeta 1 (zygin I) (gene fez1). Gene Ontology annotation, cellular component: axon; cytoplasm. The transcript has 10 exons. Lineage: Eukaryota; Metazoa; Chordata; Actinopteri; Syngnathiformes; Syngnathidae. Bases 190 to 1431 code for a protein of 413 amino acids. The record is from RefSeq and is a predicted model, not a curated record.
GGACGGACGGACAGAAGGAAGGAGGGAGCACACAUAAGGGGGGCUGAGGGAGGGAAAGGAUACGGAAGGAUCUUAAAGCCAUUUCCUUUCUUUUUCACUCCCAUUUGAAUGUAGCAUCCCUUCAUUGGUGACAGGAACAUCACGUCCACAUCCACUGCAGCUUUUGGAGUCCGAAAGUGAGGGGAUACCAUGGAAGCCCCUCUCGUGUGUUUGGAUGAGGAGUUUGAGGACCUCCGGCCUUGCCGUACGGAUGAGUAUGACCGCCCGGCGGUGCUCAAGCACCCCUCUUACACCACCACCACCACCGUGGUCCCGCUGGUCUCCAUCACCCGAGAGGACUUCUCUGAGCUGGAGAACUUUUCCGAGAUGAUGAGCUUCAAGUCUAUGGAGGACCUGGUCAACGAGUUUGAUGAGAAACUCAACGUCUGCUUCCACAAUUACAACACCAAGACCGAGGGCCUGGCGCCGAUACGCAACCAGUCGCAAAACCAAGAGGAGGAGGAGCGCCUCCGGGAUGAAGAUGUGUGGGAUGCUCUAACUGACAAUUACAUUGCUGCAUGGGACGGUCCAGACUCGGAAGGAUUCAACGCCAAUUUUUCUGACAAAGAGAUCCACGAAAAAGAGGAGGAAGAAAUGAAUGAGAAGAACGACAAUGCCAAUUGUCUGAACGAAGAGCCUCUCAUCACAGCAGAUCAGGUCAUUGAGGAGAUAGCAGAGAUGAUGGAAAACUCCCCGGACCCCGGUGAAACCGAGGAAGAGGACGAGGAGGAGAGCAGUCGUUGCUCCUCCAGGACUCAGCCUUCCCUGCUGGAGGAGAUCCGACAACUGUCCCGAGCCUCGAACAACAACUGCUCUUAUGAAGGCCUGAGUCUGAUGCCCGGCUCCACGCUAGUGGAACUCUUGCACCGCGUGGAAGCCGCCAUCCGAGAGUACUCGGAGGAACUGGUCAGUCAGCUGGCACGGCGCGACGAGCUGGAGUUUGAGAAAGAGGUGAAGAACACCUUCAUCGGUGCCCUGAUGGACGUGCAGAAUAGGCAGAAGGAGCAGCGAGAUAAUAGCAAGCGCCGACGCCGGGACAAAGCUUUGAGCCUGCAGGGAGGAGUGGCUCUGGUGCCGGUGCCGGCGCCGGCCAACGCGGCCCAUACUGGCACCGCUGCUCGUGCCGACAAGACGCCGAGCAUGCCCGUCAAGCGCUUCAGUAUGGAGGGACUAUCCAACAUCCUUCAGACGGGCAUAAGACAGACUUUUGGAAGCACAGGCAAUGAGAAACAGUAUCUGAACACAGUCAUUCCUUAUGAGAAGAAAAGCAGCCCACCCUCUGUUGACGACCUGCAGAUGCUAACAAAAAUUCUUUUUGCCAUCAAAGAAGACAGCGAGAAGGUGCCUACGCUGCUAACUGACUACAUAUUAAAAGUUUUGUGUCCUACCUAAAGCUUGGUACCGGCAGUCAGGCGGGCAGUCAGUCAGUCAGUCAGUCAGUCCGACAGGCAGGCAGGCAGGGGCGGGGCCACGGUGUGAACUCCUCCUUUUCCCGCUGGCCUGCUCGCAGCAUGACCCUUCUCCUCAUCGGUGGCUAUUCCGCCGCCGCCGCCACCGCAACAAACAUCAACCUUCUAUUCACCUCACCUAUGACGAUUGCUUCUUGCUGAGCUCAUCCUCGCACUUAAUCAUGCUUUAGCCUGCCACUGAAAUAUUUCAAGCGGGACGGCCAGAUCCCUCCCUCUUUUAAAGGACUUCACUCAUGGAGCAUGACACACACACACACACACUCACACACAACAUGGUGUUUCUGCAUUGUAUUCCUCUGUUUUCCUUCUUCUUUAUUCCAGUCAUGAGAGUACAUUGCAUUGAUAAAUGCCGCCACCACCCCGAGCUGUAUUGUUUCAAUUUCUUUGACUACAUAAGCCAUGCACUGUUUUCUGAUCACUGUAGCGGACGGAAUGAAAGAGAAAGCCAUCAAGUCAGGUGCAGUGCAUUCUUUCGUAGCUUUUCUAAUCUCUUUUCAUUUGUCUCAAACAUUUGAUAGAAACGGAUUUUUCUACUUUGAUUUGAUGUCGCCAGAGUGACAGCUGCUGCUGCUGCUGCUGCUGCUGCUGCUGCUGCUGUGUAUUCCGUAUUAAUCCGUCCGUCCGUCCGUCCACAGUUGACCUUGGCUAGCGAGCCACCCUUGGUCAAUUAAGGUGCACACAUUGGCAUAUGUGAUGUGUAAAUGAAUCUUACAUUGUUAAAUUGCAAAUUCUAAUAAACAUGCUACCCUAA